This is a messenger RNA of Clarias gariepinus (North African catfish), 1745 nucleotides long. RefSeq names its product basal body-orientation factor 1 (gene bbof1a). NCBI's taxonomy places the organism in Eukaryota, Metazoa, Chordata, Actinopteri, Siluriformes, Clariidae. The record is from RefSeq and is a predicted model, not a curated record. The coding region runs from base 1 to 1548 and encodes 515 amino acids. The transcript has 12 exons.
AUGCCGAAGAAAAAAGCCAAGAAGGGAGGGAAAAAGGGGAAGGGAAAGGUAAAGGAGAACAAAUCGAAUUCCAACACGGAUAAGGAAUGUGACACGGAGAGGGCAAAGGCUAACGCGGCUCUGUGGGAGGCCCGGCUGGAGGUGACGGAGAACUCGCGUGUGGAAUAUCGCGAAGCUGCUCGCAGACUGGCCCGGGCAAAUGAAGAGCUCACAAACCAGCAGUACAGAGCCGAAAAAGACACUACGGACAUUAUUGCUUUUCUGAAAAAGAAAGAACUCGAGAAAGAAACGCAGAUUGCUUUUUUGGAAGAACAGCUAAAAGAUGAGAAAUCAAAAGCCCUCCAAGACAAAGAGUUUUUAGUUGCAGAGUAUACAGCAAAGAUUAAUGAGCUGGAAGAGAGGUUUAAGAAGAGAUCCAGAGAUUUUUCCAUGAUUCAAGGGGAACUCAAGACCAUCAAGGAGUUCCACAAAAAAAAAGCCCAUAUGGAACAAGAGUUAAUCGAUAUGAAAGAAAGCAUGUUCAUUGCUGACCGUGAACACAAGGAGAAUAUUGCAAGAAUGGAGCAUAAAUUUUUCAUUGAAAAGGUCUGUUUAGAAAAGGAAGCGGAGAAGAGAAUUUCCCAGCUUGCAGAAAAAGCCCACAAUGAAGCAAUUGUACAACUGGACAAUGUGUCCCGCUCAGUGUUUAAGGAAAAUGUACGUUUAAAUGAGGCACUAGGAUAUCAUUUAAAAGAGGUGGAAGAGUUGAAAAGGAGCAAUAAAGCCUUGACAGAGGAAAAUGCUUCUCUCAUCUUGGAUAAGGAAACCAGCAACUUGAUGAUGAAUGACAAUGUGGCUCAGCUUGCAGCUCAGCGAAGUGAGAUCUCUGAGCUAAGGACCAAAGUAGCCACUCUGGAGCAAAAGCUGUCCCUUAUAACAACCGAGUGUAAGCAGGACAAGGUUGCCAUGAAGGAAAGAGCUGUAGUUAAUGCUCAGGCUGGCAAGGUAGAGCUGGAGAAGCUGCAAAAACUGCUUGCCAUGCGUGAACGCGAGAUGAGCCGAGUGAAACAACUUGCACGUAGCAUUGUGGAACAGCGCACCCAGCUUGAGCUCUUCUUCCAUGAGGCUCUGGCUCAAGUUAAGCAGGAGAUCAUAACCAGCCAGAUCCAAUACAGACAGGAAGCGAAGGAGGCUUAUCGUAAACGGAUGAGUGAAGCUCGGUCAGGGAGGAAGGAGUAUCCCCACAUACGCACCUUUAAUAAAGCUUCACACAGCACCAACAAUGUUUACACUGAUCUGGAAGAGGCUGAAAGGUGGAACAACCUUCAGAGGGCAAAAGUGGAUAUUUCUGAUCUGACCUGGGAGCAGAAGGAGCGGGUGCUGCGGCUGCUUUUUGCUAAAAUGAAUAGUCUGAAAACAAGGAGAACAGUGCAGCUUCCAGCUCUGUCCCCACCCUCUGAGACAGACCAGAAUAACAGCAAACCCAAAGCUGAAGAAGAAUCUCCCAUGACCUUUUUAACCCAGGGAUCCAUGUCCGACAGGAUGUCUAACCCCAGUGGCCUGUCGUAACCUCCAAGCACCUAAACCUGGUUUACUUUAUCAGAUGAUACCACAUAACCAUAUGACCAAAUCAACCUUCAUGUACACUCAUUAGCUUGUCUGUUUACUGAGAAAUAUCUUCGCUAUAGAAAGAGUCAGUAUUUCUAAAUAACAUGACUUUCUGUAUAAAUUAAAGUGGUACUGCUUUCUUGCAUGUACAAAAUACC